UUUGCAUUGCUGAUGCUUCUUGAUUUUGCAUUUGUUUCUGAGAGAAGAUCUGGUUUCACGGAUAUCUUCAUCCUCGAAAACUUCACUUUUCAAAUACAUUUAUCUCAUAUAUUCAUCAGCUUUGCAUUAACAUUAACUUGUUAUCACCUCGCCCAUCAUGCCCAGACACAAAAAUGCCCCCAGACCCGAACCCACACCUCCUAACCACAAGUUAGCCAAAGGAAUUCAUCACCCCUGGGUUCCGGGUAUUACAGCACAAAUCAUCUCCAAGAGCAGGGAAGCCUUCCCAAACCAUGACGCUCGAGAAAAAGAGCCUAUGAUUGCAGGCAAUGAAGACUCUGAAUACUAUAGACUUCAUACCAUCACGAAGUACAUUGCAGUGACCAAUAACGCAUCGUUCUCCAUUCAUCUCAAGGUCGAUAGACCCUAUCCGAAGACAAUGGAUUGCUCUCGUUUGCAAUUUGAGAUUUUUGUGGAUGGGGAAUUUGUCUGGAAUGAGUGGUGUUCGAGACCUGAUUAUCAGAGACAUGGAAAGGGGGUGUGGGAGUCUACUGUCGAUGGGAUGAAGGUGGGAAAAGGACGGAGUUGUGAGGUCAGCGGUUUUAGGUUUAGUGCUAUUAAGACCAGUGAGUUAUUGCCAAAUUCUUUUCUUUUGGUGAAAACUUUUGGCUUGGCUUCGGGCUUGAAGCGCGGGUGGAUGAAGUUUGUUUUCUAGCCAUGGGGGAGCAAAAGGAAACCCCGUGAAUCGAUGUGAUAACUGUAUGAGAUACUAAUGAGACUCUACAGACGAUGAGAGGCUAAACUCCACCGUUUUACAACGUAUCAAGGCUUCCAUGAGUAAGAUUGGCAAGAUUGAGAUCAGGGUCUAUAAAACGAAGUAUGGAAAAUUAGGCGGAGAUGUCAUGAAUAACAAGAAAGCCUUUCGGAACAAACACAACAUAAACGUUCCUGAAAAAGCAUUAAAGGGAGCUGAGGCAAAGAGUCACGGUACUGCGUGAGUAUGUUCUUCACCAUGUUUGAGAAUUCUUACGGAUGAGUGUCCAAUUAGGUUGGGCGAGGCCCGAAAGACGAGCCGAGGAACUGUUCUCUCAAACGCCCAAAAACAUGAUGAACGCCCAAUGGUCGUCUUUGUCUUUCUAUAUCGUUCCGAAGGUUUGUCUAGUCCAAAGUGAUAAUGAAUAAUUGGUUACUAACCUAACACACCUGAUGUAGAGGCACUGAAAGCUAUGCACAUCAUUGAACGUACGCCUACUCCAUCUCGCUCCAGCUCACCAGAAAUCAUUGAUCAUGGCAGCAGUGACUCUACAGCUACUCACGCAAGCUUGGCAAGACAGAUGGCUGAGAUAGAACAGAUGCGAAGGGAACUCGCGGAGCAGAUGGCGAGUUUACAGAGAUCAUCUACAAAUUCGGUAGGUAGAGGUGACCAAUCGAGCAGUCGAAAGAGAAUCAAGAGAGAAGAAGAUGAUAAGCCUGGAGGCAGUCAAAAAUUAGUCAAGCGCCGCAGAGCUGAGAAAGGCAAAGGAAAGAUCACAGUGGACUUGACGGGCGAUAGCGAGGAUGAAGGGGCGAAAUCUCCAAGGGUGUCGAGUGAUGACGAGGGACUAAGGUCCAAUGAAUUGGUGGAGGAUGAUGAUGAUUAUGACGACGACGAUAAUUUAUUUGUUCGGGAUAAUCGAGCAUGAGUAUUCAUAACAAUGGAAGAACAAGAACAUAUAUCGGUAUUGCGGAAUUAGAAUGAAGGAAUAAUGGACGUUUGAUAGCUUGGUAGUCUGCAAGGCUUUUAAAGAUACGUAUGGAUGAUGGAGGUAAAGGCUAGGGGAGACAAAAGUACAUGUCUUUACAACGACGAUUUUAAGCACCGAUUCUUAGGAGAAGAGGCUGAUAUACCAUGAAAGAAGAAACUCAUGAGAAAACAAAGGGAAGUCUGAAAUGGCGAUGGACUAUCACAGUUAUGGAAUGGACUUUAUAAUCAUUUUAAGGAUUUCAGAGCUGAGCUCACCAGCUUGUAGAUGGAAGAUAGUGAGAAUAAUCAAAUAAUGACUUUAGGGAG
This is a messenger RNA of Sclerotinia trifoliorum, 2050 nucleotides long. Lineage: Eukaryota; Fungi; Ascomycota; Leotiomycetes; Helotiales; Sclerotiniaceae. The record is from the annotation of a GenBank genome assembly.